GCAGCGCUGAGUCCGGGGGCGGAGCCAACCAGUCCAUGUAUAUAAUCCGUGUGUAGCUGCCACACUGAGACCGAGCAGUGCCAGGUGUAUGAAGCAAUGAAGAGGAAAAGGAAGAUGACGAGUGCCAGCUCCGCUGCCACAUCGGUACUCAGCGCCCUGUCUCCUGAGCCAGCCUCCUAUCAGCCUGCAGAGAACGGCGUGAAGGAAGACGACUCUCCAGUGCACCAGGAAGGAAAGCUGGAUGAGACUGGUGACCACCAACCAGUACAAUGCGCGGGCCCCACGGACGGUCAGCUAAAUCCAGAAGCAUCCUGUUCAUUGCUGCUCACUGCAGUACUCUCAGCCUGCCACCAGGGGGAUCUAGAAACACCCACUACAGAUAUUACUGAAGAAGUCAGUGACGGGAUUGCAGGUAAUCUCUGCCCUGUGCCCAUAGAAACUGCUGAGAGCAAUGUCAGAUGUCCUAAUGAGACAGACAUGCCGGCCGCCAGUGUAACUGAGAACAUAGACAUCAGCAGGCUAGUGAACGCAGACCAGCCAAGUGAUACCUCUGAUUGCCCCAUCAUGGAGGAGAGGCAUACGGGAGGGGAUGCCUCUGAGAUGCCACCUAAUGUCUCACCCCUCCCAGGAGAUGGCUGUCAAGAACCAAAUUUUGAUCUAGAAGAAGCAUCCCAGAAAUAUCAACCCCUUAAUGAAACCCUGUAUCUGCCACAUACCCCUAGUAUUCUAGAAUUCACCUCCCAGUCAGAUCUGCAGGAUCCUCAGACAAUAGCAGAGGGGCCCCGCUUAUCUGACUGUGAUCCGAAGUUACCAGGAGGAGACGAGGAACAUUACCAAGACCCCGAAUCACAACCACGGGUGGUAAUGUCACCAGAAGAGACCUGGCUAACGAUGACAGACCAGACUAUCCCGUUCCCUCAAGCUGACCCCCUGGCUGAGGAUCUGAGAGUACUGACCAAUGGCCUGGACCUGCAGGACAGCCAGCUGCUCGGAGCCUUCAGAGAGAGCCUCAAUGAACCUGGAAAGAGUGCCGAGAACCUCAUCCGUGACCAUCUGACCUCAUCAUCACCGGGUCAGGAGAUACCACAGGCUGCAGCUUCACCGCCAAGUGUACCAGUGCAGGAUAUAAGAGGACUUCAGCAAAGAAGAACAGAAGAUGCCACCUCUACUGUGCAAGGUCUCAUCAUGGAGUUAUCAAAUAUCAAUCGUCUCAUUAUGAGCACGUAUCGAGAACUGAGGCAGAAGAGGGUACGGCACACUGCAGGAAGAGGGGCAGUGAGUAGACGGAGGCGCCGUGAGAUGUGACACCAGGAACGAUGUCAUUUGUGUGCAUCCAUACUGUCUGCUGUUUUCUCUCCACUCGUCUGGUAUAGAGUAUUAAUAUUAGUAGGGGCUGGUGACAUCACUCUGGAGGCGCUGUAUACCUCAUGUACGGUAUACAAUCCAUAUGGCGGCUUUUUCUCAUUUUUAUUGUUACAUUUCAUUAUGGAUAAAA
Molecule: messenger RNA, 1495 nt
Organism: Bufo bufo (common toad)
Lineage: Eukaryota; Metazoa; Chordata; Amphibia; Anura; Bufonidae
Gene: BRME1
Product: break repair meiotic recombinase recruitment factor 1
Exons: 7
Coding region: 97-1305 (402 amino acids)
Biological process (GO): double-strand break repair involved in meiotic recombination
Source: RefSeq, a predicted model, not a curated record